Messenger RNA from Pararge aegeria (speckled wood butterfly), 318 nucleotides. RefSeq lists its product as uncharacterized. The transcript has a single exon. The record is from RefSeq and is a predicted model, not a curated record. Lineage: Eukaryota; Metazoa; Arthropoda; Insecta; Lepidoptera; Nymphalidae. Bases 1 to 318 code for a protein of 105 amino acids.
AUGGAAAGGAGCAUGUUGAAUAUUAAGCUGAAAGACAAGUGGAGCAUAAGGAAAAUUAGGAAGGCCACAGGAGUAACGGAUGUCCCCAGAAAGAUUAAGAGGCUAAAAUGGCGCUGGACUGGCCAUGUAGUUAGAUCCUCAAAAGAAAAAUGGACUAAAGAAAUUAUAUCUUGGUACCCUAGAGAUGGCAAGAGGAAAAAAGGACGGCCACAAAAAAGGUGGGAAGGUGACCUGCCAAAAGGAUGGCGCAGAAUAGCCAGAGACAGAGCACACUGGAGUAUUCUAGAGGAGGCCUAUGUCCAAGGACAGCCUGACUAA